Messenger RNA from Diutina rugosa, 3216 nucleotides. RefSeq lists its product as uncharacterized. Gene Ontology annotation, biological process: ribosome biogenesis. Bases 1 to 3216 code for a protein of 1071 amino acids. The record is from RefSeq and is a predicted model, not a curated record. Gene Ontology annotation, cellular component: nucleolus. NCBI's taxonomy places the organism in Eukaryota, Fungi, Ascomycota, Pichiomycetes, Serinales, Debaryomycetaceae. The transcript has a single exon.
AUGUCUGCUGAGGCGAUAACAAGGUACCUCCGGUCCAAAGGCGAUGUCAAUGACAUCUGUAAUCAAGCCCGACGACUCGUUAAUGCAGAACUUGAAGUAACGAUUCCCGACGCCACGGGUUUCGUUCUUACUUUGUUUUGUGACCGCCUAAAUGAGUCUCAAUCCAAGUGGAGGCUGAAUCCAGAAGUGUGGAAGACAUUGGGCGAAUUGUGGGAUAAGCUGACAAUAUCACAACGGCUGAGGAUAGCCAAACGUUUGAAGAUUGUUGAAAUAUUGACCAAUGUUAUUGCUGAAGGUGACCUUAACGUCUUCCAACCCAUGUUUGAGUUCAUGGACAAAGUGGUGACAAAGGAAUACAUUGCGAUGGACGAAAACCAAGCAAUUUCAUUAUUGUCAGUGUUCACGAAGUGCCAAGUUCUGGAGCCUCUUUGGGUUCAAGUGAUUACAGCCUUACAUCAAUUACACACCACGGAUGUGACAUAUCUGCAAAUGUCCAAAAAGCUGUACAUCAAGUUCAUCACUUCAUGUAUGCUGUCGAUCGUUCUGCUCAAUGUGAAGGAUAACACCAAACCGUUUCUUCAAAUUCUUCGAGAUGUUAUUUGCCUGGAUAACUUCGCUUCCCAGUUUCUCACGAUUUGGCAGAAGGAGAAUUUGAUUAACCAGUUCUCAUCAGAAACCUUGAAUUAUUUGUUUGAAUUGCUCAUAUCACAUUUCCAACUGAUUGAUGUAUCGUUUUGCGAGUCAUUGUAUCGAAAUUUCACUACCAACAACGAGUCAAACGAUGAAUCUCUUUUAGAGAUUUUAUGUCGUACUCAACGACCGCUUUCGUACCAGUUUUUCAAAGACAUCUACCAAAGGGAGGUCAAAAGACCCAAACUCAACAUAAACAUGAUCCAAUACCUAUUCUCAUUAGAUGUUGAGCUUGCAAUCGAGCAUGCUACUGAAAUAAUGCACUGCGUCGAUCAGGAAGCAGGGACGAAAUUAAUACCUGUGAUUACCGAAGCUUUCGUCAAAGGUAGAGAAGCAAAUGAUUUCCUACUCAAAGUAUGGCCCCAAGCAGCAGAGCAUGCCACGUGGUGGUAUGCCGACGCUAUAACGAACCAAGUCUCAAAAUUCAUCAAUGACUUGACCGUGAGACAACUUACGUCGUUGAUGCCAGAAUUGAAUGAUGCAGUUUUUACAUGUGUGCUUGAGGGUCUUAACGAUAGUGGAUAUCAGAAAAUUGCGUCUGUAAAAGAAGCCGUGUUUAAAAGAGUGAAUAAUCCUGAUUGGAAAACGAUUUUCAUGAUUUUGUGUCUUUACCCUGAGGAAAAAUCUAAAUUGAAAUUUCCAAAAUUCACAACUGAGCCGUAUUGUUUGUGGUCUAACUGCCGGAUGAUUGAAAUUGGUACCUCUGUGGAGAACAUAAACAAAAUGAAAAGCGGUCUUAUUCUGAUCCUUGAGUCAAACUUAGCCUUCGUGCUCAAACGUUGGUUACCGGUAGCCGAAUAUCUUGGUGUGAGUAAGGAAGUAGUAGAUCUACUUUUCAAAUUGCCUGUGGAUGACAUUCGUCACCAACUUCAGCACGCUGGUUCAAUCAUCUUCGAGUUACACAACUUGACGUCAGCCAUUGUCGAUGCCAUUAUCGAACAUAAGCUCGAUGAGUUAUACACCAUCAUACCACCCCAAGCCAUUAGUAAGCGACAGCGGCGCCAUGCAGUGGAAACUUUGUCCAAUAUAGUGACGAGUACUUACAGCAAACCAGCUGUAAAAGCCUUGCAUCAUUUACUAGCCAUUGAUGCAACAUUACAGUCCCCUAUCGAGUCGAACUUCUCAAAUAUUCUUCUACUCUUGAAGAAUUCUGAGGGAGAUUACAUCAACGAGCUGUUCUCAUUAGCACAACGUAUUUGGAAUGAGCACUUGCGGCAAAUGGCGAAUCAAUCUUGUAAAGCAUAUGUUGAGAACGCCAUAGAUCAAUUACAAGAUCAUGAGGGACAAAAAGAGAUUACACCUGAAUUGCGAAUGACGAUGGUUGUACUCUCAGCGUCAUCGGUGCCAGAAGAGUUAUCCCCCAGAAUCAAACGUUUGUCACUGAAAUUUGAAAAGGUCAUUCAUAACCUACUCAGAAAAUCUGAAAGUCUUGAUGAUGAAACCAAAGCUUGGUUAAUUUGGGGCCUCUCUUUGACAAGUGACCCUGAUGUUGAGGAAAUCAUCAAAACAAUAAAAUGCCUUGGAACCUCAACCUCAUCAGCGGUUAGACGAAAUCUCUUCCGUCUAGUAACGAAAGUGUACCCUACAGAGAUCAAAGACGUUGUUUAUAUCUUGGCUUUGUUUUACUCCCUCACAGCUCAAGGAGUAGAAGAUCUCACCGAGGAUUUGAGUGAAUAUUUUUCUAAGACCAUUGACGCCGUUUUGACGGCUACAGUCAAUUUCGUUGUGUAUUCCAUGUCAGAAAUCUCCUUGGAAAACUCUGAGGUGUUUGCCAACAUCGUUAAAGGGUUGCUCUCACAAAUCACGAAGUCCACGAAUGGUGGUCAAGCUGCAGUCUCAUUAUUGUUUCUGGCAAUUAUUCAGGGGACCAACCAAAUGACACCGAAGGCGUUGGAAAUCGUUUUGGAAGCGAUCAACUUAGCUCUCAUCCAUAAGAGUUGGCUUUUUGACCAAUAUACUCUUGAGCAAGUCUUGUUACUCGUGUCAAAAGUCAGCAAUAUCUUGCAGUUGAGCCGUGAAACCGAAGCGGAGUCAUGUUAUUUGAAAGCCAUUCGAGUAAUUUCGCUGAUCGUCUUAUUACAUCGCUACCGGCUUCUGCAACGCCAUCACUUAUUGAUUGCAUCGCUCACGUCUUUACUUGUACCCUUAAGUGUGGUCAGAAAUCGUGCCACCACAUUAAGCGAAAGCCGCAUUGCAGGGGAGAGUUUUGCUCGGUUGUUACUGAACAUCUGUGAAGUCAAAGCCAUAACACUGAAUGACACUCUUACGUCUGAGGCCGCACUCAUUAAAAAGGAGUUAAGAAAGCAUUUACCUGUGUUCAUGGCGACAUACAUUCACUAUUCGCUUAAGCACAAUUUCCGUGAGGUCGUCCAACAGCAGUUGUUACCGGGGAUUUUCACGAUUUUCGAUUUGAUGUCUUCGACGGAAAUGCAAUUGGUUAAUUCUACCUUAGACAGCCUGGGGAAAGUGUACUUCAAACGGUUGUACAACCAAUACCAAGAUCAAGGUAAGUGGAAGGAUGCUUAA